Messenger RNA from Cicer arietinum (chickpea), 1931 nucleotides. RefSeq lists its product as uncharacterized. The record is from RefSeq and is a predicted model, not a curated record. Gene Ontology annotation, molecular function: RNA binding. NCBI's taxonomy places the organism in Eukaryota, Viridiplantae, Streptophyta, Magnoliopsida, Fabales, Fabaceae. Gene Ontology annotation, cellular component: nucleus. Gene Ontology annotation, biological process: regulation of DNA-templated transcription; DNA alkylation repair.
CGAUCACUAAAAUUGAAGUUACGAAACUGGCCUUGCAAUUCAUUGGAGUAAGGGAAUGAUAGGUUGCAGGUCUCUCUUUAGAGUGGACCGAGUUCUCAGAUUUACCAACACGCACUUUCAGGGACAGAGAACUUAUCAUGGGUUAAGCUGUGAUUUUAUAAUGGGUGGUAGAAAAAAGAGAGUUUCCAUUGAAGAUCAUGACAAGAAACCGAAAACAAUGAAUUCUAUCUGGAGACCUAUUGCAACUAAUGCUGGUUCUUGUCAAGAAAGCUUGAUAACGGCUGCGACAGUUGAGUCAGAAGAUGGAGGUGGAGUUCAAGAAGCAAGUUGUAGCAAAGUGCUAGAAGGAGAUUCAUCUCUCUCUACUGAAAAACAUUCAAUUUCUGUGAAGGUUGGUGUCUCUCUAUUUCGUUUUAUUAAAGGCAAAGGGGGAUACACACAGAAAAAGAUAGAAGAGGAGAUGGGGGUUAAGAUAAUAUUCCCUUCUUCAAAAGAAGAUGAGUUUAUUACCGUUGAAGGCAUUUCGAUAGAUAGUGUGACUUCAGCUUCAGAGAAGGUUCAGGCCAUAAUUAAUGAGACAGUUAGGAGUCGAAAUCUUGAUUAUUCCCACUUCAUAUCCCUUCCAUUGGCCAUCCAUCCUGAGUUGGUUUCUAAACUAAUCAAUUUUCAACACACUAUUUUGGGAAAUGACAAUUCUUGCAUAGAUGAGAAUCUUGACGCUGACUCCAAUGAGGCUGAGGAUACUACUGAUAACAAAGAAGUGGAUCAAUUGUCAAAGGAAAAUGCUGAUGUUGCAGUUGAUCUUAAAGUUGAUGAUGACUGUGGAUCAGUUAAAGUUAAUCUUACUAGCAUACCAUUAGUCAGUUAUGCACCUAAAGCAUCCAAGCCUUCUGCUUCAUCUGACUUGGGGAUUGACAAAUCUAUAUUCAUCAAGCCUAAGACAUUUCACCUUACAGUACUCAUGCUUAAGCUGUGGAAUAAAGACCGAGUUAACAUAGCUACUGAGGUCUUGCAGAGUAUAUCCUCAAAAGUUAUGGAAGCAUUGGAUAAUCGGCCUGUCUCAAUAAGUUUAAAGGGACUGGAAUGCAUGAAAGGUUCGUUGGCCAAAGCCCGUGUCCUGUAUGCUCCUGUGGAAGAAAUUGGCAGCGAGGGUCGUCUUUUACGUGCCUGUCAAGUCAUAAUUGAUGCAUAUGUUGAAGCUGGGCUUGUAUUGGAAAAUGAUGCUAAACAGAGACUGAAGCUGCACGCCACUGUGAUGAAUUCGAGGCAUAGGAAAAGGACGAAGUGGAAGAGAAAUGUUGACGCUUUCGAUGCACGCGGCAUAUUUAAGCAGUAUGGAUCAGAGGACUGGGGGCAGUAUCUUAUACGCGAAGCUCAUCUUUCACAGAGAUUUUCGUUUGAUGAAAAUGGAUACUAUAACUGCUGCGCUUCAAUACCUUUUCCUGAAAAUGUAGAGGUAGAGUGAUUGAUAUCUUGUUGAUUAUGCCUGACUUUCUCCUAUAUAGAAUAAGGAGUUAGGAAGAUUGCCUCUCAAAGUCUUUAAACUUCUAGCAGCCAACGAAAAUGCUUAAUGUCUACCAACUUGGGUAGCAUAGCCAGAAAAAAGUGGGUAGUAGUGCCUGGGAUUUAGAUCAAUUUUUUGUAAUAUAUGUGUGGAAUGUCAAAUGGUUUCUCUGGUGAACUUUACUGAUAUUGAAGCAUUUGUUGAUAUCUUAUCGAUGGAUCUGAGUUCUCUGCCGUUGCUAAUAUCAGUUAUUGCACUCUACUGAUCUUUUGGUCAUUGGAUGGAGAUCAAACAACUUAUAUUGGACUUUACCAAAUCAUAUGUAAAAUAUAAACUCAAAAUAUGAGUUGUUUGAUGUGCAUCUAAUAGUAUAGGAAUCUCUUGAUUGUAAGAUGUUUUUACUACAUCAAAUUCAAAUUUCGUACUA